Paraglomus occultum is the source of this 495-nucleotide messenger RNA. Lineage: Eukaryota; Fungi; Glomeromycota; Glomeromycetes; Paraglomerales; Paraglomeraceae. The record is from the annotation of a GenBank genome assembly.
GCUGUGGUUCAAGAGAUAAUAAAGACAGUUCAAGCAAAAAAACAAACAGUCAAAUCAUUUAAAAGGGCUGGGUUUCGAAAACGACCUCGAGACAAAAAUGAGCACCGAAUAUCUCCGUGUUUGUCAACUCCGAAGAAGAAGAAGGCUAAAGUAUGCGCAAAAGCAUAUACCGAGAAAUCAAAUCCAUCAUCCCCAUGUCCUGGAUCGCCGUCGCAAUGUCAAGUAGAUCGUGAGGAACUUUUAUUCAUCCGAAAUAGAUUUAAUAGAUUAUUAUCAUGCAACGAUUAUCCCGACUAUCGACUCUUUUUUCUCGCGAAAGUGUACGCUAUUCUUCUUGAACAUGAAUUCAACCAAGCUAUCACGUCGGAAGAAACACCACCCACGAAGAAGUUAUCACGACAGGCCUGGGCAAGUAGAAAUAAAAAACAGAGGCGUGAAGAAGAACAAAUUGAGAUGUCCCAGAAAGCCACCCGUUGUCUAUGUACUCAAGAUAAG